Olea europaea var. sylvestris is the source of this 2038-nucleotide messenger RNA. RefSeq names its product sulfhydryl oxidase 2-like. The record is from RefSeq and is a predicted model, not a curated record. Gene Ontology annotation, cellular component: Golgi membrane. The transcript has 12 exons. Gene Ontology annotation, molecular function: protein disulfide isomerase activity; flavin-dependent sulfhydryl oxidase activity. NCBI's taxonomy places the organism in Eukaryota, Viridiplantae, Streptophyta, Magnoliopsida, Lamiales, Oleaceae. Gene Ontology annotation, biological process: protein folding. The coding region runs from base 278 to 1885 and encodes 535 amino acids.
ACGAAACAUGUAACCCUAUUUUCCUAGGUUCCUUUACGUUUCGAUUCCUUGUCUAUUUCGGAUGCUUCUAUGGCGUCGUCUUCAUCAUUUCCUAUAUCAGAAAGAACAGCCAUAUAAGUGAAGUGUACAACCAAUAACUGCUUCAAUUAGUAACCGCAUUAGGUCCUAGGUAGGCCAGGCCCACUCAUUAAAACUCUCAAAACGAAGGUUGUCUUAAUCUCCACGCAAAACAACACGCCCCUCCUUCUGAAGACCUUCUACUCCACCCCACGAAAAUAUGUAUACACAUACAUAUACAUGUACAUGUAUAUCUGGGUCCUUGUCUUCUGUAAUUAUGAUGAUUAGCGUGCUAAUUCUGGCACUGUUUAUGUCAAGAAUCGAAGCAUCGACACGAGAGAUUUCGUUACCAUUUUCGUUUGGAUCUCGGUCCAUUCUGCGGUCAGUCAACGAUGCUAAGAAAAAUGGAGCUGAAAAGCCAGACUACGCUGUGGAUUUAAACGCCACGAUUUUCGAUUCUGUGCUUAAGGAGACCCCCACCACUUAUGCCAUUGUUGAAUUUUUUGCCCACUGGUGCCCGGCUUGCAGAAACUACAAGCCACAUUAUGAGAAGGUUGCAAGGCUUUUUAAUGGAGCAGAGGCUGUCUAUCCAGGAAUCAUAUUGAUGGCCCGAGUAGAUUGUGCCUCGAAGAUAAAUACCAAUCUCUGUGAUAAGUUCUCUGUUGGACACUAUCCUAUGCUUCUUUGGGGCCCACCUUCUAAGUUUGUAUCUGGGAGUUGGGAUCCAAAGCAAGAAAAUAACGAAAUACGUUCUAUUGAUGAUGGACGGACUGCUGAUCGCUUACUAAACUGGAUAAAUAAGCAAAUGGGCAGCUCAUAUGGCUUAGAUGACGAAAAAUAUGAGAAUGAGCAUCUUAACACAAAUAUUUCUGACCCUGGACAGAUUGCGCGUGCUGUAUAUGAUGUUGAGGAAGCUACAUUCACUUCAUUUGAUAUUAUUUUAGGGCAAAAGAUGAUUAAAUUGGAGACCCGCGCAUCACUUACGAAAUUUCUUCAGCUUUUGGUGGUCCAUCACCCAUCAAGAAGGUGCCGGAAGGGAACUGCAGAAAUACUUGUAGAUUUUGAUGAUUUGUUAGCUAACAAGAAGGAAGUUGCCGGUCUUAGCCAAAAAGGUGUACUUGGGAAUUAUCAGAUUUGUGGAAAAGAAAUUCCUCGUGGAUAUUGGAUGUUUUGUCGUGGCAGCAAGAACGAGACUAGAGGUUUUAGUUGUGGGUUGUGGGUUUUAUUGCCCUCACUUUCUGUGAGAGUUGAUGACGGAGAAAGUCACAUGGCAUUCACUGCUGUAUGUGAUUUUAUUCACAGUUUCUUUAUCUGUGAAGAAUGCCGGCAACACUUCUAUGACAUGUGCUCAAGUGUUUCUACCCCUUUCAAGAAAUCUCGUGAAUUUGUCCUCUGGUUAUGGAAUGCACACAACAAAGUUAAUGAGAGACUAAUGAAGGAAGAGGCAUCCCUUGGAACCGGUGAUCCUAAAUUUCCAAAAGUUAUCUGGCCUCCUAAACAGCUUUGCCCUUCUUGCUAUCGUAGUCAAAACUCGAAAGAUAAUCAUAUCGAUUGGGAUCAUGAUGAGGUUUUUAAGUUCUUGAACAACUAUUAUGGGAAGAUGUUGAUCUCUCUGUACGAGGAUAGGGAACAUCUCAGGGAUGGACAGAUGGGUGGAGUUGUGGUAGAAGAUUUAGCAGUUUCGACAAAUGCUGUUGUGGUGCCUGUGGGAGCAGCAUUGGCAAUUGCUGUUGCAAGCUGUGCAUUCGGAGCGCUCGCCUGCUACUGGAGGCAGCAACAGAAGAGUCGGAAGUAUAAAUACCAUCUACACUCCUUAAAAAAUAUAUGACUGUAGAGGGGCCAAGAAGAAGCUGGAACUGAACUUGUUAACAGGAGACAUCUGUGUGAGUAUGAGCAUCAGUUAAAAGAAAUGCCCUGUACUGGAAACAAGUUGAAAGCCUGGAGAGAAUUAUUUUCAAUAUACAUUUCUUCUGGGGGGGGG